AUGGACCCUGCCAAUCUCUCCAGGGCUGAUGAUACUAAGAAAAACUUCGAGGCAAGAAGAAAGAGUUUGAAAUCAAAAUCACCAUUUAAUAAAGUAAAAGAAAAUGAAGACCUCAAGAUAAGGCGCACUGAUGAACAGGUUAAAGAAUUUCUAAAGGAUAUCGUGGAAAAACACAUCAACAUUAUUAAAAACGUCCAACUAACGGAGAAGACAUAUCGUUACUCCAUUUUGUUCUUCACUCAGAUUGUGGUGAUACUUAUUGCUUUGGCUAUCCCGCAGCUACGACUUAACGCAGAUAUUCUUAGUCCGGAAGCAUUUAAACUAGUAGUUGUGGUCUUUUGCGAGAGCCUGGGAACUGUUGGACUCUUUAACUAUUCCGGUCAGAUUCUUCUGGAUGAGUCAGAGGCACUUCGCCAGGCUUUGUACAAUUGUGACUGGACUGACAAACCUCGCAGUUUAAGGCGAGGACUGCUCAUCAUGCAGAUCAUGGCGUCCAAACCUCUCAAACUGACUACAGGAGGCAUCUACACAUUGAGCAUGGAGACGUUUGCGAGUGUUUUGAGCGCCACCUACUCAUACAGCAGGAUUACUCAUUCCUUCAAAUCUGAAUAA
This is a messenger RNA of Macrosteles quadrilineatus (aster leafhopper), 612 nucleotides long. Its product is annotated as odorant receptor 22b-like. Gene Ontology annotation, molecular function: odorant binding; olfactory receptor activity. Gene Ontology annotation, biological process: detection of chemical stimulus involved in sensory perception of smell; sensory perception of smell. The transcript is spliced from 6 exons. The coding region runs from base 1 to 612 and encodes 203 amino acids. The record is from RefSeq and is a predicted model, not a curated record. Lineage: Eukaryota; Metazoa; Arthropoda; Insecta; Hemiptera; Cicadellidae. Gene Ontology annotation, cellular component: plasma membrane.